AUGGCCAAAGUUCUACCAGGCGAUGUGGUCGGUUCAACAACCACGCACCUCGCAGGCCCAGGUACUCAUGUACACGACUCAAAGAUCUGUGCAUCGAUCAUCGGUUCCGUUUCGACCGUAUCCGCUUCCAGCAAAUCUGGCAAACCCACCCUGAGCAUUCCUCGACUACCAUCAAGAUCCUCAUCCCAACCCCUCAAACUGAACACGCUCCCAGCCCUGAACAGCACCGUCCUCUGCCGCAUCACGCGUGUCCAACAACGGCAAGCCUCCGCGUCAAUCCUUCUUGUGGACGCUUCUCCAACGACCCUCCUCCCCGCAUCCCUGACCCAUCUGACAAGCACAACCGCGAGCUCGGAGGAUAUCUACUUUUCCGCCGUGCUGCGGCGAGAAGAUGUCCGGCUGACGGAGAAGGACAAGAUCGUCAUGAAUGAGAGCUUCAGGGUUGGGGAUAUCGUGCGGGCGACCGUUAUCAGCUUGGGUGAUGAGAAGAAUUACUACAUCAGUACCGGGGGGAAUGAGUUUGGGGUCGUGAUUGCGAGGAGUGAGGAGGGAAACGCGAUGGUGCCGGCUAGCUGGAAGGAGAUGAAGGAUGCGGUGACGGGGAGGGUGGAGCUGAGGAAGGUGGCGAAGCCGGUAUUCCAAUAUGGCAUGCUCAGAGUACGGUCUGGAGCGAGACAGCCCGCAACCAAGCCGACAGAGCCUGUUCCUCGGUGGCUUGCCACGAUCCACAGGUUGCCCGAGUCGCGACAGCUUCGCUCUCCAACCAUGGACGAAGUCAUCUCGCCAUCAGAGCAAAGCGCUUUGCAAUCACGCCAGAGAGAAGCAGCAUGUCUACGCCACCGCGAUGCAGGCAUAUUCCUGCUUGCACAUACCGCCCCGCUCCAUCCGCAGUCUGUUCCCAUGCGGAAGCGAUAUUCUACCUGA
This is a messenger RNA of Endocarpon pusillum Z07020, 924 nucleotides long. RefSeq lists its product as uncharacterized. Gene Ontology annotation, biological process: RNA processing. Gene Ontology annotation, molecular function: RNA binding. The coding region runs from base 1 to 924 and encodes 307 amino acids. The record is from RefSeq and is a predicted model, not a curated record. Gene Ontology annotation, cellular component: nuclear exosome (RNase complex); cytoplasm. The transcript is spliced from 2 exons. NCBI's taxonomy places the organism in Eukaryota, Fungi, Ascomycota, Eurotiomycetes, Verrucariales, Verrucariaceae.